CUAGUCGGACAUAUUUCGAUGCCCCUCAAUAUCCGAAUCCGGAAGUAGUGCAGGGUAAAUUCACGUGUACGAUAUGAAAAAUACUAAAAAACAAAAGAAUGUUUCCAAAAAGGGUAAAUUUAAGCCUGGGUCCAAGAGAAGAGAAAACAAAUGCCUCGUUACGUUUGACGACAAAGACAGAGAGGAUUAUUUAACAGGUUUCCAUAAAAGGAAGGUGGAGAGAAGGAAAACAGCAUUGGCAGAAAUUCGAAAGAAGAUAAAAGACGAGCAGAUCAGAGUCAGAGAAGAAAGGCACAAGGAAUACAUGAGGCUGCUGAAGGAGAGGACAGACGCUCUGCAGGAGGCUGAAGAUGAUCUGGAAGAUGCAAUAACCGGUAAAACGGAGUCCGUGCAGUACGAUCACCCCAGCCACACCGUCACCGUGACAACCAUCAGUGAACUCGACCUCUCAGGAGCGCACUUGCUUGGACCAGCAGACAACCCGGUUAACGGAGAGUGCAAAGAUGAAGAAAAUGGGAAAAGAAAGGAGGAGGAAAGGAGAGCGAUGCCUCGAAAAGCCAGAGAUACGAUUAUGAACAAAAAGAUCCGCUCUCUGAACGCGUCGCUCAGCUCUUUCACCUGCAAGAAGAGGAAAGGGAAGCGGGAAGGCGGAAGUGGACGAGGCCGUCAGGCGGACAAGAAACAGAGCGCCGCAGAGGGUAAAAAAAAAGCCGGGAAGUCCACCAAGUGGCAGCGACGUCGACUGACUGGGAAAAAGGUGCAUCAUCGGGUGUGAAGGAGUGUGGGAGAAUUAUUGUUAUUAUAAUUUAGUGCUGCAACCGUGAAACCGAAUGCCACAGGUGAACAGAUUGGACUUUUGAGUAUUCCGGCUCCUGUGUUUGAGCAGGACGCUUGCCGAGAAGAGUGUACAGUGAAAUCGGACUGAUGUGAAUGCUCUCUGUGCUUCUGUUGGACCGUCUAUCAGACAUUUCCAGUGUAUCUGCCACUUGUCUUUUUUUCUCAAUUUGUUUUUGUAGUGUUUCCUACUUGAUCGUAUCAAACUGAAUUGUACUUGCCUACAUUUUGAUGAAAUAAAAUAUUAAUCUUGCUAAAAAGUGA
Messenger RNA from Gasterosteus aculeatus aculeatus (three-spined stickleback), 1098 nucleotides. RefSeq names its product nucleolar protein 12 (gene nol12). Gene Ontology annotation, molecular function: rRNA binding. NCBI's taxonomy places the organism in Eukaryota, Metazoa, Chordata, Actinopteri, Perciformes, Gasterosteidae. The record is from RefSeq and is a predicted model, not a curated record. Gene Ontology annotation, cellular component: nucleolus.